GGGAGUGGUACCGCGGAGGGCGGAGUGGGGCGUCUCGGGCAGGCUGUGGGCGGAGAGCGGUGCGCCCCCGCCGCUGCGGAGGUCGCGGCCCUUCGCUCGGCCGCAGCGUCCGGCAGAGGACGAUAGAACCCGGGUUCUCCGGAUCCGAGCCUAGCGCGGCGGCCAGCGUAGUCGUGGGAGCCGGCCUCUGCUUGUGGCAGUCUGCUGUCACCUUCUCGUCUGGCAAUGGGGAAUGGACUCUCGGACCAGACGCCGAUCCUCUCCAGCCUGCCCUCAUUCCAGAGUUUCCACAUUGUCAUCUUGGGACUGGACUCCGCUGGGAAGACGACUGUUCUCUACAGACUGCAGUUCAAUGAGUUCGUCAACACUGUCCCCACGAAAGGAUUUAACACGGAGAAAAUCAAAGUGACGCUGGGCAACUCGAAAACGGUCACUUUCCACUUCUGGGAUGUCGGCGGCCAGGAGAAGCUGAGGCCGCUGUGGAAGUCGUACACGAGGUGCACCGAUGGCAUUGUGUUUGUGGUGGACUCCGUCGAUGUUGAGAGAAUGGAGGAGGCUAAAACAGAACUUCAUAAGAUCACUAGGAUAUCCGAAAAUCAAGGAGUGCCUGUCCUUAUCAUUGCUAACAAGCAGGACUUGAGGAACUCUCUCUCCCUUUCUGAAAUCGAGAAGAUGUUAGCGAUGAGUGAGUUGAGUUCUUCAACACCCUGGCAUUUGCAGCCCACCUGUGCAAUCAUUGGAGAUGGACUCAAAGAGGGACUGGAGAAGCUACAUGAUAUGAUAAUUAAGCGAAGGAAAAUGCUGAGGCAACAGAAAAAGAAGAGAUGAGUUCUAUUUUGACAUUUCUAUUUUAGAGUAGUAACAUGGUCAAAAUUUGACAUGAGACAGCUUCCAAACCCAGGCCUACUUGUUUGGAUGCUUUUAAGCUUAGUUACAUUAAACAGUCAGUUGCACAGCCUCGCCGUGUGGAAGGCUGUGUAGUCAUGGAACUUUUGUUGGUUUGGGUUUACUUCUGUUUUGUGUUUUUUACACUAGUCUCUUCUGAGUUUUCUGGCUCUGCAAUAUUUCAGAAGCCCUAAUAGAUGAUGUAAUACUAUCAGGAAAUGAAUGGGUGGGUAGAUGUGACAUGGAUGUCCAAAUAGCCAAAUAAAAUGAGGGUUUUCUGCUUA
This is a messenger RNA of Pezoporus flaviventris, 1169 nucleotides long. RefSeq names its product ADP ribosylation factor like GTPase 4A (gene ARL4A). Gene Ontology annotation, molecular function: GTP binding; GTPase activity. The record is from RefSeq and is a predicted model, not a curated record. Gene Ontology annotation, cellular component: cytoplasm. NCBI's taxonomy places the organism in Eukaryota, Metazoa, Chordata, Aves, Psittaciformes, Psittacidae. The transcript is spliced from 2 exons. Gene Ontology annotation, biological process: vesicle-mediated transport; intracellular protein transport. The coding region runs from base 226 to 828 and encodes 200 amino acids.